This is a messenger RNA of Rhipicephalus microplus (southern cattle tick), 5077 nucleotides long. RefSeq names its product semaphorin-2A-like. Lineage: Eukaryota; Metazoa; Arthropoda; Arachnida; Ixodida; Ixodidae. Gene Ontology annotation, biological process: positive regulation of cell migration; neural crest cell migration; negative chemotaxis. The record is from RefSeq and is a predicted model, not a curated record. Gene Ontology annotation, molecular function: chemorepellent activity; semaphorin receptor binding. Gene Ontology annotation, cellular component: plasma membrane.
AGCUGUCGAGUGCUUGUCAUCGGCGCCGUCCUGCUAUGCGUCGACCGGCACGCCGACGCUCGGGCCCGCCGCUCGCUGGCCCCCGGCUUCCGUCCACUGGCCGACGUUGAGCGGCACGCCGAUGGCCCGGCCGCGGCGGUGGCCCCCGUUGCCGCUCCUGUUGCUGUUGGCGGCUGCGGUGGUGCUGCUGCUGUUGCCCGCUGCCGCCACUUAUGCCCACAGGCACCGCAGGGAUCACACUCGGGAAUUUUCAUGUGGGCGCCUGUACUAUCGAACAUUCUACAUGGACCGCAAACGCGAGAUCCUUUUUGUUGGUGGCAUGGACAAAGUUUUCCGGCUCAGCUUGGCAAAUAUUAAUCGAACCAAGUGCAAUGACCGGAGUCUCAGUGCCAACAAGGACGUUGUUUCUACCUGUGUUUAUAAAGGAAAGCGAGAGGAUUACGAGUGCAGGAACCACAUCAAGGUUAUCCAGCCCAUUGGAGAUGGAACAAAGCUCUACAUAUGUGGAACAAAUGCACAGAAUCCAAGGGACAUGGAAAUUUAUAGUAGCAACCUGACAGAAGUGUCGAAAAGUCAGCUGACAUUGCGAGACAUUGGUCGGGGUAUAGGAAAAUGCCCGUUCGAUCCAGAUGAUAACUCUACGGCUGUUUGGGUUGAACAUGGAAACCCUGGGGACAUGCCAGGAUUGUACAGUGGGACGGUCGCCGAAUUUACCAAGGCUGACACUGUGAUUUUUCGAUCGGCGCUGUUCAACAGGACAACUCACGAACAAAGCGAGUUCUUCAUGCGCACGCUCAAGUAUGACUCCAUGUGGCUUGACAAGCCCAACUUUGUAGGUUCCUUCGACAUUGGAGAUCACGUGUUCUUCUUUUUCCGGGAGAGUGCUGUUGAGUACAUCAACUGCGGCAAAGUAAUCUACUCACGAGUGGCUCGUGUGUGUAAGAAAGACACAGGCGGGAAAAAUAUUUUAACCCACAACUGGGCAACCUUCCUCAAAGCGAGGUUGAACUGCUCACUUCCUGGGGAAUAUCCUUUCUACUUCAACGAAAUUCAGGCUGUUUACAAGUUCCCUGACGAUGACAGCAAUGUCUACGCUGUCUUUACAACGUCACUUCACGGAGGUCCGCAUGGCUCGGCUGUGUGCUCGUUUCGGUUGAGUGACAUACAGGGUGCUUUUGGGGGUAAGUUCAAGGAGCAGAAGACAUCAUCAUCUGCCUGGCUUCCCGUGCUGACAAGUCAGGUGCCUGAGCCACGUCCGGGACGAUGCGUCAACAGCACCAAGACGCUGCCCGAUGCCGUGCUCAAUUUUCUCCGCACCCACACUCUCAUGGACUCGGCUGUGCCGGAGUCCGGUGGAAGACCUGUUUUCUACCGUGAGAAUGUCGUGUUCCUCUCGCUUGCUGUGCACAAGGUGGAUGUGGAUGGUGUUGACUACCUCGUCUACUUCGCUGGCACUCGUGAUGGAUUGGUGUACAAGAUCGUGGAGUGGAAAGACCGCUCGGGACAAUCCUUCUCCAACCUGGUUGACGUAAUUGAAGCGAGCCCUGGGGAGCCCGUUCGCACCAUUGACAUCUCUAGUGAGCACAAGUCAGUGUACCUGGGUUCGGACGAUGGCGUCCGGCAGGUGCGCCUGGACCUGUGUCGUGGCCGACACCUGAGCUGCCUGCGCUGCGUUGAGGAUCCCUAUUGCGGUUGGGACAGGGAUCAUCAUGAGUGCCGCUCCUAUGUGACAGGUUUCCUGCAAGAUGUAAGCAAUGCUACUCCAGACAUCUGUGAAGAAAGUGUUCGCCGGCGCCAGUUGCAUGCCCACUGGGGUGAAAGUGUCCAUCUGAGCUGUCAGGGCCACCAUCCAGAGCUCAUGGAGCCACCAGCGGGAACCACCGGACCCGGGACCGCCCACAGCAAGGUGCCUCUGUGGUACCAUCAACACGGUAGAGAGCGCCGCCUGGUGACACCCAAGAGAGACAAGUACAUCCACACUACUGGACACGGCUUGGUGCUUAUGUCGCUCACUGAGAGAGACUCUGGCCACUAUGAUCUCCAUUUGGAAUCAGUUGGCACUCUCUGCAGCUACAACCUUACCGUCGAUGCUGAGACCUGUGGAACCCCAACAGAAACUGACUAUAGAAAGAUAUACUCAAACUGGUGCCAUGAAUUUGAGAAAUACAAGCUGGCAAUGAAGACUUGGCAGACCAAACAUGCUAAAUGCCAAGGUGGAGGUCACCCGAAUGAUGUCACCUACCAAGGAAGGGCACCAGCUGCCUAAGACUGAACAAAGGCUUUUUGUUCUCCUUGCUGCGAUGAAGGUCACCCAUGAAGGUCAACCGACUCUUUGUCAAAUCGAAGAGCUCUCCCACUGUCAGCCUGGAUCCUAGGUCCACAUCCGUGUGUUUUUUUUUUCUGCACGGAGCCCUCUACUUACUAUUUUUUGGGCUGCUUUACCAGCUGAACUUCUCAUACUCUUUAACAUGAUGGCAUCAAAUAUUGCCAAUUGCAGCUCCUACCUAUACACAACUCUCAAAGAGUGUGGUCGAACAUAUUCAACAAAGCUUCACAGACUAGGAGCUGUGAGACUGAACUUAUGGUAGCCCAAAAUUUUUGACCGUUCAAGAAACCGAGAACUUGACAUGUACCCUGUAGUUUCUUAGUUGGUGUGCUGUGUCAUAGCUAAUCUAAUGUGCACCGUACAAUGGCUGAGUGAAAUGCGGUGCACCUGGAACACGUCUAAUAAUAUGCAGCAGCAACACAUUAACGAGAGUGCUGGUGGAGACAUGCCUGUAUUUGUUGUUGCGGCCAUCGAAUUAAGUUUUUUUUUUGUAUGCUUGGCACAGCAAGAAAUCAGCUGAGGCAUAUCGAUAGUACUCCCUCUUUCUAUACCGGUCCCAAUGUGUGUUUCGUGUCUAGCGGUUAUUGUAAAUAUGCCUUUUAGUUUGACUAUGAGUAUCUUGUUUGUGUUGUGUUUAGUGAAAAUGUUAGAAGGGAACAACAUGAUGUAGAUCAAAAACUUUUUUUUUUACUUUCAAGGUCACUACAUUGCAAUAGGCUCAGGAGGAUAAAGUACUCGUAUCUGCACACACACACACACACACACACACUCUGUAUAUCAGCGUCAUUUUUGAUGCAUGCUUUUACUGUGCGACUAGCUGUAGCAUUCAGCAAUCUCUUUUAAUUGCAAUUAGUGUGUGGAUGUGCAUCUUAAGUUCAUUCAUGCUAGCAGCAUAUUAAGUACACCAUAUACACAGACCAUAAUGUAAAUGAUAUUUUUGUAGAUCCAUGUAGGGAUUAUAUGCUUCAUUAGGUUUUAAAAUUGUGGACAUUAUAUAUAUAUAUAUAUAGCUUUAUCAAAAUUCAUUAUGGUGAAAAGUACAUCCACUGAGAGAAAUUCAUGGGAACAUGGAUAAGAAGGCAUGAGCCAACUCUUCUCAUUAAUGCAUGCAACUAUCACAUAGGUACACCUUUCUCAUUGUUUUCUGUUUUGAUGCUCCCAAAACUCAUGUGCGAAGUUUUACAAGCCUCAUAUCUAUAAGGAGCAAUUUUCAAAUAUUCGAUUUUUACACUGGUUAAAAUGGUAAUUGCGAGUAAAGUGCUGGUGUCAGGCAAAAAUGAAAAAAAGAAAAAAAGCAGAACUCCAAGUUGUAUUCACACUCGCGCUUUUCUAAUAUUGGUUUUUGUUGAUAGACAGUGCCAUCUCUAACAAAGGUCAUGCCACGGUAACUUAAGCUUGCUUCCUGUUAAUAUAAUGUUAUUGGGGCUUCUGAAUCGGCCUUCAGUAAUGUGUUUCAUGUCUAAAGACACAUCUUUAACUGCCUCGUGUAUUGCCGCUAUGUACCGUAAUGCAGUGCACAGUGCUUUGUGCCAUCUACUUGUAUUUUUUUAACUGUGCCGUGUAAAGUUUGGAUUAGCACGGGGUCUUGCUUAUCCAGUGUAUACCAUGGGUGUCAAAAUGAUCUUAAUUUUAAACAGCUUCUGAAUGCAUGGUGAUGUAAUGCAAGUGGGGUAUCAUACAACCUUGUGAGCAAUACUUAGGCCCUCGACAAAGGCGUAGCGCAAGACACCUUAUUAGGCUGUCUAGUUUCAAUGUCGGAUGUCUUGAGGCGUUAUGAAAAGCCGUUUCAUCUGCAAGAAGCAUGCCGGUGUCAGCUCUAGAGGGACACUAAAGAAUUUGCUACAUUUCAACAUGCAUGUUGCCAGAUUUUCUGUCUAGAAUCUCUUCGUAAUUGUCAUGUGAAAAAAAAAAAAGAUGUUAGAACAAAGCUUGUCUUACUUUUAUCUUGAGUGAGCUGUGCUGCAGUACCAUUGAUAUUAUGGUAAUGUCUGUCUAUCGUCAAUGCAUUUUCACAUCUUCAGGUAUUUUUACUUCUGCUAAGUUCACAGUUGACUCUUGCCACUUUGACCUAUGUUUCAGUAUUUUCAAAUUGCAGUUUCGUUGAGCUCUUUAACAAGCAGUCGACUAGGCACCCCUUUUUCUUUGGUGUCCUUUUAAUAAGAGUGGCGCAAGACACGCUGACCUGGGCACGUUUCUGGGGUCAGGCCUGCUUCGCAUAAACGCCUGUCCCCCACAUUUGCAGCAUCUGCACAAAUAUGUGUGCAUUGCUGACGACUUCUGAUGUCCUGUGCUGUACGAGCGCGCGUCAUAUAGAGUAUAUAUUUAUUUACACACCAUACAAUUCCUCUUGACCUCCAAGAUUACAUUGAGGCUUUUUACCUCUUGUAAGUACAUAAGUAGGUUGUGCUUCUCGAUUUGUAUAGUCGAAUUGCCUAGAAUGUGUUCAUAGUGUUGUGACGUGGUAAGAACUCUUGUGACUUUUAUCGUUUAUGGUGUCCGCAUUGCUGACGAUGCAAGAUGCAAAAGGAAGUUGUGAGCAAGGAUGCUGCCCAGAUGGAGAAGCUUUUUUUUUUCUUUGUAUUCUGAGCAGCGUGGUUGCUUGACCUACCCACUUUUGUCAUUAUCCCCUGUGGUUUUGAUGUAGGUCCUGUCUGCAUCCUGCUGCUUUUUGGCAGCAUGUGUUUGUGUGAAGAAGUGAACAUUUCAACACCAAUGAGGCAGUUUAAAUAAAUAUUCCCUUUUUACAUGUCA